CACCACCACCACCCCGCCUCCUCCAGCCCUGGACACCACGACGAGACCGCGGGAACCGCUGUGUGUUUCCCCCGUUCACGCACGAGGAUUGAUCCAAUGUAUUAUUUACGACCGAAACUUCAGCAACUUAUCCACUGGAUAUGGCUCCCGGUUUGAAGGGUGGGCGGGCAGGUCACCCCGUAGUGGCCGGAGCCAGACGAGCGGACCCCGGCCGGCGCUCGGCGCGGCGGACGGAUGCCGGAGGAGAAGCGAGGUGUUCGAGGACCAGACGGCGAGCCGGAGCAGCGGGGAUGCUCGCGAACUGUCUGCUGUCUGCGGGGAUGCUUUCACUUCUUGUCCGGUGCGCUGUGUCCGCAGAGGAAAAAUCCACCUAUGAUGCUUCCGGCUCCUUGUCUUUAUCAAGUGACCCCGCUGUCACAGCUGCUCCUGCUCAUCCAUUGGCUGACCUGUCGGUGGUGGAGGAGGUGCCUUUCUCAGUCGUCCAUUCAGAUGGUGACUCAGAGUCUGAGGGGGGAGGUUUAUCAGGGCAGCCUGCCUUUUCUUCUGUCUUAACCGUCAUGGCAGGUACUGUCAAACAUCCAGUGAGCCUUGAUCAAAGUAGAACCUUGCCAACCAUCACCAGGGACAAGACCCACACCACCCAAUGGCCUUCACAUAGUUCCAGCCACGGCUCAGAGAUGUCCUCCUCAUCGUUGUCUGUGGAGGACAGGAUCAGCCCCGCCAGCUCAGAGGCGGGGACAGAUGAGUUAACCGCUGGAACAUCCAGAGCUGUUGCGCACACUUUCCCCAAAGAGAAAGCAACCAGUUUAGCCCCCUCUCAAUCAGUCAGAAUCACCAUUUCUGCUGGGCCCACCGAGAGGACAUCUCAGGUAUCACCUCUGCACCCUCGACAGGACACCCCGACAGACUCUGUCCAGCUUAACACCACAACUGUAGCUUCAACGACCAAAACUAAACACCCCACCACUACCACGCCUUCCCCAAGAGUCACCACUGGAACCACACAGUCUAUCACCACUACCACACCACAGCCUGCACCUGUGACCAGGAGAACGACAACCACCACAACGACUAGGACUCAAACCAGCAGGAGAACGUUCACACCACCAUUUCCCAGAACGAACCCUCCCAGGGACACCAGCGGCAUCUUUAUAUCCCCUUUUACCACCACCACAGAGGCUCCACCACAGCAGUGUAACAUCACAGAGAGAUUGUGGGUGAAAACAGUUGUUUCCAUUUAUGUGAGAAGAAACAGGCUGGACAGCAUUCAGAGGCAGAACCUGCGAAGGGGACUAAGUCAGGGCCUCCGGAAGGCUCUGAAUGAUACGUCUGCUCAAGCACAGGUGGAGACAGUAUUUGGUUCUCCCAACAUGACGGUGGCUUAUCACGUGACUGGAGGGGACAUGGUUUACCCUCCCUCUGUAGUGCUUGAAGGAUUGGACUCUUAUGGCCGGGAUAAGCUGAUUUCAGACCUGCGACAGUACCUCCCGAUGGUAACAGCCCUGCCCCUCCCAGUUGCAUUAUGGAGAUCCAGCCCAGCCACUGGCUUCCAGCUGAAAACAGUGCUACAGUUUGUGGGAGCCGGCGAUGAUCCUCGGUCCUGUCGGUUCUCUCAAAUGAUGGAACAGAGGCUUGAGAGGGUGUUUUCUGAAGCACAGGCCAAAGUGCUCAACACCAACAACAGACUCUCUGUUCAGAUGAUGAGUGUCUCCCAGGCAGCCGGUUCUCCUGCUGUGUCAUUGGUCUACACUGUGAGGAAUGGGACUGUCUUUCUUAAUGGCACCACUGCCUCAAAUCUCCUUGGUCAGCUGUCAGCUGAGCUGGUGGGCUACUUCCUCUUCUAUCCACCGCUUAUGAUUGCUGAGCCACUGGAGUAUCACAAUCUGAACACCUCCAUUGCUACGAGAGACUUCUGGGUUAUUACUGUGAUCCAGGAUGUGGAUAACGCCAGUUUAGAGGGACAGUACCAAAGCUUUGCCAAUCUAAUGGAGCAGCGGCUGGCAGAGCUGUUUGUGCUGGCAGGUCAGCAGGGCACUCGUUUCAGACGAGCCACGGCUGUAGGCAGCUACACUGUCCAGAUGGUGAGUAUCCGUAGGUUGUCAGUGUUGAAGAAUCCAGCAGAGAUGACCUACUAUGUCCAGCACAAUGGCGUUCCUUUAUCGGGCACGUCAGCUGCCAAGGUCCUGAACACAGUGGAUUCUCAGACUAUGGCGCUCACCCUUGGCUACUUUGUCCAGCUGCAAGCAGAACCUGUGGUCAAGAACCCUCCUAAUAACCUUUGGAUAAUCGCUGCAGUGUUGGCCCCCAUCGCCGUAGUCACACUCAUCAUCAUCAUCAUCACAGCUGUGCUGUGCAGGAAGAAUAAAAAUGACUUUAAAGCCGAUGCCAUCGGCAACCUGAAUCCCAGAGCGAAGAUGGCUUAUCGGAGAGAUGUGGGCUAUUAUCACCAGCCGGUCCAGGGUUUUGACUAUGCCAAGCAGCACCUGGGCCAACAGGGAGGGGAUGAGGAGACCCUGCCUGCCAGUCAGGAUACCUUAGUAAUGUCUCUACAAAUUCGGGACACACCGCUUUCACUAGAAAAGGCCCUGCAGCAAGACGGAACUGCCAAUAAGAAAAGCCUCACCUCUGACAAACACAAGAGCAAGUUGCCGAGUGAGGACGGUUCCGUCAUCAGCAACGAAUCAGAGAAGCUGAAUUCCAGCAGGAGCUUGACAGUGCUGAAAGUCACAGCACAGCAGAAACCGACAAAGGAGGAGACGCGCAAAAGGGACGAUCCAUAUGACACCUCCUCUGGCUCCCUGCAGCUCAUCUCCAUAAAGCCCAUGGCGUCUCAGCCCCACUACACACACCCCGCAUCCUCUGACCGCAGCCAGGACUCAGCCCUCGUCAAUGGAGAGGUGAACUUGGCUCUGAAGCAGAAGUCAGACAUUGAGCACUACAGAAACAAGCUGAGACUGAAGGCUAAGAGGAAGGGCUAUUAUGACUUCCCCUCCACGGACGGCAGCGGCAGCGGUCGAGCUGUGGUGCAGAGACAGCGGCACGGCCAUGAGAGGGCAGCCGGUGAGCAUGGCAGACCACUGGAGCCUGAUGAUGAGCGAGGUUCCACUUAUGUCAAGUCUCACAGGAGGCACCCUGAAACUAUGGCUGAAAAGCACUCCCAAGUAGGGCAGCCGGCCUAUCGCAGCAGACAGAGUCUGAGCAGUCCCAGUCCUGGAGGAACAGAGAUGGACCUGCUUGUUAUGAGGGAGAGACCCAGAAGAGGCAUCCGCAACAGCGGCUAUGAUACUGAGCCUGAGUUGAUUGAGGAGACGAAUGUUGACCGUCUAAUGGGGCCACGAGGAUUUCUGUAUGGUCAGGGCUUGAAAGGCCACUCGGAGACGUCCACUCUGAGCUCACAGCCGUCCAUUGAUGAAGUGCGACAGCAGAUGCACCUGCUGCUGGAGGAGGCAUUCAGCCUGGCUUCAGGGGGGCAGUCCACAUCCGGAAGGCACUCCCAUCACCACCACCCACCUCCUGACCGCUACAGUCCCGCACCGCCUCCCCUCCCCUACACCGACAUGGUGACCAGCGCCCCGGGUACAAUGAACUGUGGAAGGGGAGGCUUGCAGUGGGUACCAUCCUACGGUGCAGAAAUGUAUCAAUGCAGCCUGCCCAAACCGGCCUUUCGCUUCACCCAGCUUCCUGAGAUGGCCAUGGGCUCUCCUCCCCCUUUACCGCCUCGUAAUGGACCCCCUCCUGGGACCUCCUUAAGACGUUCCACUUCUGACUUGGGGCCUAAGGCAAGGAGCUCAGCGACAUCUGUCACUGAAAUGCAGAGUCAACAUAACGACAACCCAUAUGGGCCAACAACUAGAGCAGCACUUCCAUCUAUCACUGCAGAGCAGCCUGUGUCCAACUACUCAGGAAACCCAAUAACAGCCGUCUAUGCCAUCCCAGCCACCAGGCCCGGCUACUCAGAAUACUUUGUCUCCACACCAACCACCUCCUACCACAGUCCCUCCUGGAUGUCCUACCCACCUGAGCCUGAGGAUGUGCCGCCACAGUGGGCAGACUCUGUUCCCCUGCCUGGGUAUGUAGAGGCUUUGGCUUUUCCUCAUCCUCGCUACCCACAGGGGAGCCCCACCAGGUUGCCCCUGCAGUACAACCAGGCACUGGAGCAGCCACCCACUUCCCCUAGCCCAGUAUCCCAGCAAAGGCUGACUCAGGUGGUGAAGGACAUGGACAGCAUGCCCCUGAGCAGCCUCUCCACCUCUGCACUCGUGCAGGCUAUCCGGCUGGAGGUGGCAAAGCUGGCGAAGAAGCAGAACGACGUGUUUGAGUUUUAAUUUUGGUUUUAAUUCUCCCCUCUUGUAUGCAGAAGAUGGUUAACUGUGCAUUGGUCUUCAACAGAGGUACACAAAGGCGGUGCUCCUUCAGUUUUUUGAUGUUUGUACUGUAAAAUUAACCACUGAUUGAUUUUUGUCCACACACCCUUGGUGUAUUCCAGCUCCUGAAUUUCUUUUUUUUAUUUUUCGAAAAAAAUGCCAUCCUCUAUUGAUGAUGUCCCAAGUAACUACAUGCAUCUCUUCUUUGUAGAUAUGUCAAUAGGAUACACUUAAUAUGGAGAAUAUAAUUAUUUCCAGGUUCAGACAUUUCUUUGUGAAUCAGAAUCAAUUGAAAAGAGGGAAAAAGCAUUAUUGUCUGUACUGAGAAGACCAAAUACCAAGUACAAACAGUACACAGUAUAUAUGAGCAUGUACAGUAUUCAGACAUCAUCUAUCUCAUCUCCUUUUAUAGACCGUUCUGCCUCAACAAGGCCUCAUCACUGGCAGCCGUACCACAUCAAUCUACCACAAAUCCUCCACUUUAUUUUCAUAUCAGAUACCAACACCAUAACAGUCCUGUUAAUUAACAAAUGCAUUCAACUGAGUAUAUGUGGAUCUGCCUUUUUAGUUGAACCCAAUUGAAACGUGAAAUCUUAAGUUGCAUCUGUGAUGAUGUAAUAACAAGAUGGAGAUUUUUGCAUUUAUAUAUCUUUAUCUCUCAUAUAUUAGUUUGGGUGUGCACAAGGUACAUUGACUUGAUUGACAUGGCGUGAAAACUUCAAAACAUGAACUUUCAGAAACCCAAAUGAAACAGUUGAGUUAUUUCAUAUUUGCACAGAGUAGCAGUUUUAUAAGUAGCCCAGUGGUGUGAGGAUGCACAGAGGAUUCAAUGCACAUUCUACUCCAAAACCUUUGUCACAAAACAAUUCUCUUUGCUCUUGUUAAGUUAAACUAUAAACAAGGUUAGCAUUGCUUGUUUACUGGCCUUACGACAUCUUAAUGGUCUCAAUGGGUGCAUUUCAUGAAUGAAGACAAAGUUCAUGUAAACUACUGACCUAAUGAGAGGUCUUACAUCAGUACUCCUGUUCUAAGAAGUUUUAAGUGCACAAACCAUUGUGUAACAUUGUGAAUGUCUGCCUAAGCGUCGACUCAUUGUACAGUACAGUACUUGUCAUUGUUCAGUGUGAACACAGUGUGGAGCACUAAUGCACCCUGGAAUCAUCCAGUUUGUGAGGUGCAAAGUUUGACUAUGCUGAGGUAGACAUUUACCUUAAAAAGCAAAUUGUUUAUUGCAAAUUUGUUUAAAAACUGCUUCUUCACAUUAGGCAUCAACAUCAAUUAUGUUUUAAAUCAUCUACAUAGAGCAUUAAAAUGCAAGAAGCGGUCAAAUUAGAUGAAACAAAAGACUGCACACAUAAAUAAAAGCCAAUGAGCCUUCCGAUAGCUACUGAAAUGAAGGAAACUCGUGCUUGCUAGUAUUAUUCCAGCAGCGACAAAAGCGAGGGAGGUCAACUCUUUAAUUAGGGGAAGAUCGGGACAUUCAUGAUCCAAUUAAGCUUUUUUUGAUGACAUGAUUCAAUUAAUAUCUUGAAGCUGCACAUUUGUUUUUUUAUCUCAAUCACUUAAUUGGCCGUCUUAAUCAGCUUUGUCACCCUAUUUUAUUUUGUCUGUUUUUAAAGUCAGACUAAAGCCGCCAUACCAGGGCAGUGCACAAAACAUAUAUAAACUAUUCAAUGAAACGAAACGUCGUCGAGUCAUCGAGGACUCGUAUUUCACCGUGGCAUAAAAUCCUUCAAUUGUUUAAGGUGAAUACUUAAUGCAGGAUUGCUGGCCUGGGAAUGGAAAGUCGGACCGACUGCAGAUGAGUACCUGUAAGCCUAUAGCAAGGGUGCUGUAAUGUGUUUGCAUAAACAUUGAGAUGCUAUAGAUUGCCUACUUUUACUAUAUUAUUGAAAACCAACAUGGAAUGCUUUGCUGAUUGGUAAAGUCCAUGCUGUCAUAAGAUAGAUGGCAGUUGUGACAUAAGAAAGACAACUAUGAGUGAAAAUGCCUUUAUAUCAUUUCCUUUCAUAGGACAGUAUUGUUAUUGCAGCAAUCCUGGAUGAAUUUAGCCUUUUUGCAUUAUGUUUUUGUAACAAACCCUCGCCCUCUUCCAAGAAAUGUUCUUUUAUACUCAUGCCUGUUGAUGCAUACGUAGGUAUAAGGAAAUACUGUUUGUCUUAAACUCAACAAGAACUUUGUUGUUGCUUGUUUUCCCAAUAUUCCUUUUACCCAUUAUUCAGAGGAGCACUUAAUGUCUUAAGAACUGUACUUAAUACAGUUAAACCAUUUUUGUGUAUACCAGAAGUGAACACCUUUCCACAUUCUCAUGCUGGAUAACUGAGAAUACUUGGCGAUAUUAAAUAAAAGGGUUUUAUUUGGUUUAUUGGUUUAGAAAAAUGUAUCUAUUCCAUCAAAUGAUACAUAAAGUGAGCUAAACCUGUGAAAAUCUAUGUCUUUUUGUCUUCCUGGCAGGUUUCUCAUUUCCUUUUUUCAUGUGCUUGAUCUUGUUAUAUUUGAUGUUACUCCAAGAUUGAUUUGAAAGUGAGACAAAUGGAGAAUGAAAGAAAUAUUAGCCUACAUGAUUGAAAUUAAAUAAAAGAUUUUAUUAGAAGAA
Messenger RNA from Anarrhichthys ocellatus (wolf-eel), 6960 nucleotides. RefSeq names its product KIAA1549-like b. The transcript is spliced from 23 exons. NCBI's taxonomy places the organism in Eukaryota, Metazoa, Chordata, Actinopteri, Perciformes, Anarhichadidae. The record is from RefSeq and is a predicted model, not a curated record. The coding region runs from base 141 to 4325 and encodes 1394 amino acids.